AUGCACGAGUUCUCUUGGGAUGAAGAACAGUCAUACGUGCAAAGACCGCACCAGGAAUCCAGAGACAACAUGGUCAAAGUGGAGCACAGCAAGGCCAAGCUGCCCCAACAAAUCCAGAAUCUACAAGCUGGGACUGUAGAAGGAGAAGAGAAUUUGGACCGGGUGCCCUUUGGAAGAGCUGCAGGAAAGAAAGGGCACGUGGGAAAGGCAGCUAGCACACCAAAGAAGACAUUUGCAAAGAAUACUGAUGCUGUCCCUCUAUUUCCCAAGAGAAAUGCCGACCAUUUCUCCCCACUGCCCACUGGCGAACCUCAGACGCUCAGAAACCUGCUGGUCCUGGUGCGUGCCAAUGACAUGGAUCCUUGCUACGUGACCCAGUUAGGGUCGGAGCGGGCGGUAUCUGCAGGCCGCUUCCCCGGCGGGCAAAGGGCCAAGGACCGCACCGCCAACCCGCUGCUGGACGGCCGAGAGCACUGCCUCAAGCUCGGCGACAGCUUCCAGAAGACGCCCAAGGUCUUCUUCCACACCAUCCGCUAUGAUUUUAAACCAGCAGCCCUAGACACUUCAGGUGAAGGAGAGCUCCAGGUUGCCAAAGGAGAUGCAGUCACCCUUGCGCUACCACACGUUCCUGGAGCGACACAUGCGAGGACGGUGUACCAAGGAAACAAAAGACCGUACCAGGGAGACUGUGUUCUCAUCGUUAAUCAUGACACUGGUGAAUGCGUGUUGGAGAAACUCACUAGCAGCAUUCAGGUCAAGAAGAGAAGAAGUGAAGGAAGCAGCCAAAUCGAGGCGCCAAUGGAGCAGCCCCCAGCUGGACCACCCCCACUUCCAGCAGCCAUUCGAGCCCCAGGGAAGCCGUGGGUUGGGCCAAAAACCUCUCCAGUCCAAGAGAACCCUUUGCCUGAACUCGACUUGGAGGACCUGAAGAGAGAGCUGAGGGCAGAGCUGGAAAUCCUGGAAAACAGGAGGAGGAGGAGGAGGAGGACGAAGAGGAGGAGGAGCGGCGGCAGCGGGAGCAGCGGGAGCAGCGGGAGCAGCGGGAGCAGCGGGAGCAGCUCGUCGGAUUCCGAGAGUACCUCCUCCAGCGACGACGAAAGCGCCAGCAGCCAAGUGGACGAGCCGGCCGCCGGGCUCCACUCCCAGCCUCGUCGCCCGCACUUCAGCGGAGGAAACCCUGCUACCAAUGGCACCAGCCGGCCGCCGGGAAACAACCAGAUGCUGGACAUCCUGCGAAGUGACUUACAAGUGAGCGAGUCUGGCAGUGACCGCGACGACUGCUAG
Phascolarctos cinereus (koala) is the source of this 1284-nucleotide messenger RNA. RefSeq names its product ELL-associated factor 1-like. The record is from RefSeq and is a predicted model, not a curated record. Gene Ontology annotation, molecular function: transcription elongation factor activity. Lineage: Eukaryota; Metazoa; Chordata; Mammalia; Diprotodontia; Phascolarctidae. Gene Ontology annotation, cellular component: super elongation complex. Gene Ontology annotation, biological process: transcription elongation by RNA polymerase II.